AUGACAUUUUAAGAACUACAUUUCCCAGAUUGAUAAGUGGCCUAUGACGUCAAAUGUAUGCGCCGAUCUCUACAGUCGUUGAAGAGCUCUCUAGUAGCUACAUGGUUAAUACUACAUACUGAAGUAGUCACCAUGGUGAUGAAGUCAGCAGUUGAGGAUGAUGAUGCUGGCUGGGGGCUGGGCAUCCCAGAAAAGAUGAAGAACAAUGCCAACUGGGUUGAUAUUACGCAUGAAUUCAAGGGCGCAUGCAAAGAGUUGAACCUUGGAGAGUUGCUUCAUGACAAACUGUUUGGUUUGUUUGAGGCCAUGUCAGCCAUAGAGAUGAUGGAUCCGAAGAUGGACGCCGGAAUGAUUGGAAACCAGGUCAACAGGAAAGUGCUCAACUUUGAACAAGCUAUCAAGGAAGGUGCCAUUAAGGUGAAAGACCUCAGUCUUCCUGAACUCAUCGGGAUCAUAGACACAUCUUUCUGCUGUUUGAUUACAUGGCUGGAGGGACACUCGCUGGCGCAGACUGUGUUCACCUGUCUAUACGUCCAUAACCCAGACCUGAUUGAGGAGCCAGCUCUCAAAGCUUUUGCCCUGGGCAUCCUCAAGGUGUGCGACAUCGCCCGAGAGAAAGUCAACAAGGCUGCUGUGUUCGAGGAGGAGGAUUUCCAGGCCAUGACCUAUGGCUUCAAGAUGGCCAAUAAUGUCACAGACCUGCGGGUGACAGGUAUGCUGAAAGACGUGGAGGAUGAGUUACAGAGGAAAGUUAAGAGCACGCGCAUUCGACAGGGUGAGCAGCGAAACCCGGAGGUUGAGCUGGAGCAUCAGCAGUUUUUGGCACUUUUCAAUAGAAUCAAGUUCACACGCCUUCUACUGACUGCACUGAUCACCUUUACCAAGAAAGAGACCAGCUCGGUGGGCGAGGCCCAGAAGCUUGUGGUUCAGGCAGCUGAUCUCCUAUCAGCCAUGCAUUCCAGUAUUCAGCACGGCAUCCAGUCCCAGAAUGACACCACUAAAGGAGACCACCCCAUCAUGAUGGGCUUUGAGCCCCUGGUAAACCAGAGACUGCUGCCACCUACUUUUCCUCGCUACGCCAAGAUUAUCAAGAGGGAGGACAUGGUGGCCUACUUCAGCAAACUCAUAGAACGCAUCAAGACCGUCUGUGACGUGAUCAACACCACCAACCUGCAUGGCAUACUGGACUUCUUCUGUGAGUUCAGUGAGCAGUCUCCCUGUGUGCUCUCCAGAUCUUUACUCCAGACAACGUUCCUGAUCGAUAAUAAGAAAGUGUUUGGGACCCACCUGAUGCAGGACAUGAUUAAAGAUGCUCUGAGAUACUUCGUCAGCCCGCCUGUCCUCUCCUACAAAUGUUGUCUGUUCAACAACCACCAGGCCAAGGAUUACAUUGACUCCUUUGUUACGCACUGCUCCAGGCCGUUCUGUAGUCUGAUCCAGAUCCACGGACACAACCGAGCUCGACAGAGAGACAAACUGGGUCACAUUCUUGAAGAGUUUGCCACACUCCAGGACGAGGCAGAGAAGGUGGAUGCAGCCCUGCAUAGUUUGCUGAUGAAACUUGAGCCUCAGCGGCAGCAUCUAGCCUGUCUUGGCACCUGGAUCCUCUACCACAACCUGAGGAUCAUGAUCCAGUACCUGCUGAGCGGCUUUGAGCUGGAGCUGUACAGCAUGCACGAAUACUACUACAUCUACUGGUAUCUGUCUGAGUUCCUUUACGCGUGGCUGAUGUCCACUCUGAGCAGAGCCGACUCCUCACAGAUGGCAGAGGAGCGGAUUAUGGAGGAGCAGGUGAAAGGACGCAGUAGUAAAAAGACCAAGAAGAAGAAAAAAGUCUGCAUGUCAUCCUCUGCAGUUCGCCCUCUCAGCAAGGAGAUCACCAUGAGCCAAGCGUACCAGAACAUGUGUGCUGGCAUGUACAAGACUAUGGUAGCUUUGGAUAUGGAUGGGAAGGUGCGUAAGCCUCAGUUUGAGUUGGACAGCGAGCAGGUUCGCUACGAGCAUCGCUUCGCCCCCUUCAACAGCGUGGUCACCCCCCCACCCGUGCACUAUAUCCAGUUCAAGGAGAUGUCUGAUCUGAAGAAGUACAAUCCUCCGCCAGGUUCCGCUGACCUCUACAUGGCCGCCAGCAAACACUUCCAGCAGGCCAAGCUCAUCCUAGAAAAUGUGCCAACCCCAGACCCUGAGGUGAUCCGUAUACUGAAGGUGGCCAAGCCCAACAUAGUAGUUACGAAGCUCCUGGCUGGAGGGCACAAGAAGGAGACCAAGGUGCUCCCGGAAUUUGACUUCUCAGCUCACAAGUACUUCCCUGUGGUCAAGAUUAUCUGAUUCUGCUCUGCACCGCGGGUUGAUUACAGUACGAGAGUGUCAUCAUAAAGACCAUCGGCCACUGUAGACCGUACCCUCACCUGAACCUCACCUAACUGUAAAGGAGUGUUUGAUACACCCGACUCUUUUUUUUCACCGGAAUGAGAGAUGAAACCAGAUCAGAGAACUCACAACUGGACCUAAAUGACUGACAAGAUCCACAUCUGCACCUGUGAAAGUUCAUGUUUGUUUCUUUGUGUGUGUGUGUGUGAGUGAGUGUGUGCGCACGAGUCAGACACAAGUCGAGGUGCUUUUUCGCAAGGAACUGGCCGAUGGAAGUUUUUCUAAGCUGCUUCCAGAACAGUUUUAUGAAGGCUGUAAUGAUAAUGAGUGUAUGUCAUUCAAUCAUAUGAAACCUUCCUUUGUAUUUAUGUGCUUAUCUGAAUGAAAAUGUUUCUGAAUGGACUGCAGUAUCUUGUUUUACCUCAUACAGCACCAGUUUCAUGCGAGUACUGGGUGGCAUCACUGGGACAAUCUGCAGAGAAGAACCACUCCUCACACUGUUUAUAAUCCUGUAAGUGCAGAGUAAAGUUGCAACACACUUAAGAGAUCCAAAAUUCACAACUAACAGCAGUGGUAGAGAUACAGUACUUUCCAUGCCAGGGAACCAUCUGCACUGCUUCCUCAAACCAAUGCCAGCAGCUGUCACACAUAUCAAGACCAUAAUAAAACAUGUCUUUACUUAUU
Messenger RNA from Sebastes umbrosus (honeycomb rockfish), 3054 nucleotides. RefSeq names its product N-alpha-acetyltransferase 35, NatC auxiliary subunit (gene naa35). The record is from RefSeq and is a predicted model, not a curated record. Gene Ontology annotation, cellular component: NatC complex. Lineage: Eukaryota; Metazoa; Chordata; Actinopteri; Perciformes; Sebastidae. Bases 58 to 2328 code for a protein of 756 amino acids. The transcript is spliced from 23 exons. Gene Ontology annotation, biological process: N-terminal peptidyl-methionine acetylation.